Molecule: messenger RNA, 1345 nt
Organism: Talpa occidentalis (Iberian mole)
Lineage: Eukaryota; Metazoa; Chordata; Mammalia; Eulipotyphla; Talpidae
Gene: QTRT1
Product: queuine tRNA-ribosyltransferase catalytic subunit 1
Exons: 10
Coding region: 40-1251 (403 amino acids)
Cellular component (GO): cytosol
Molecular function (GO): tRNA-guanosine(34) queuine transglycosylase activity
Source: RefSeq, a predicted model, not a curated record
CCAGGAUGGUCCAUUGCCCUCGUGGUUCCAGUAGCCAAGAUGGCGGCAGCUGCUACGCCAGCGUCAGUGGAGUCCGCACCCCGAAUCAUGAAGCUAGUAGCUGAAUGCAGCCGCUCCAGAGCCCGGGCGGGCGAACUGCGACUGCCGCACGGGCCUGUGGCCACUCCAGUGUUCAUGCCAGUGGGGACGCAGGCCACCAUGAAGGGUAUCACGGCCGAGCAGUUGGAAGCGCUGGGCUGCCGCAUCUGCUUGGGCAACACCUACCAUCUGGGUCUGAGGCCGGGCCCGGAGCUGAUCCAGAAAGCCCAAGGCCUCCACGGAUUCAUGAAUUGGCCCCACAAUCUGCUGACGGACAGCGGAGGUUUCCAGAUGGUGUCUCUGGUGUCCCUCUCAGAGGUGACAGAGGAAGGCGUCCGCUUCUGCUCCCCAUACGAUGGCGACGAGACCCUUCUGAGCCCGGAGAAAUCUGUGGAGAUCCAGAAUGCUCUGGGGUCUGACAUCAUCAUGCAGCUGGAUGACGUAGUGAGCAGUACGGUAACAGGGCCACGAGUGGAGGAGGCCAUGUACAGGUCAAUCCGCUGGCUAGACCGGUGCAUUGCAGCUCAUCAGAGGCCAGACAAGCAGAACCUCUUCGCCAUCAUCCAGGGUGGGUUGGAUGCAGAUCUCCGGGCUACCUGCCUUGAAGAGAUGACCAAGAGGGAUGUGCCUGGCUUCGCCAUUGGGGGCCUGAGCGGGGGUGAGAGUAAGAGCCAGUUCUGGAGGAUGGUGGCGCUGAGUACCUCAAGGCUGCCCAAGGACAAGCCCCGAUACCUGAUGGGGGUCGGCUAUGCCACUGAUCUGGUGGUCUGCGUGGCUCUUGGAUGCGACAUGUUCGACUGUGUCUUCCCCACCCGGACGGCGCGCUUUGGUUCUGCACUUGUGCCGACUGGGAACCUGCAACUGAAGAAGAAGCAAUUUGAAAAGGACUUCCGUCCCAUAGACCCUGAAUGUGCCUGUCCCACUUGCCAGAAGCACAGUCGGGCCUUCCUGCAUGCACUGCUCCACAGUGACAACACUGCUGCCUUGCACCACCUCACUGUCCACAACAUUGCCUACCAGCUGCAGCUGAUGAGCACUGUGCGUGCCAGCAUCGUGGAAAAGCGCUUUCCUGACUUUGUGCGGGACUUCAUGGGCACCAUGUAUGGGGACCCCACCCUCUGUCCCACCUGGGCCACUGAUGCCCUGGCCUCUGUGGGAAUCACACUGGGCUGACCUGGCAUGGGGCAGGGAGGGUGGGGAGGAAGAUGAAUAGAACAUAUUGAAGGGUUUGUUUUUAUGUAUUCUAUCUGUUUUUUUUUUUUAAAUU